CGGGGAUGCUGGUGUCCGGAUCGGAGGACUGUCCCGCAAGAAGCGGGACUGUUGGGCGGUCAGAUCGUGUUCGCAGCUCAAAACAUUUGCAGCCACCUGAUCUAUUCUUGUUUUAGUGUCAAACUUCCAGAAACUUUCUUGGCAAAUGACUGUGCUGCAACAUGCCAGCCCUCCAUCUCAUCCAGAGUGCACUGCUUGUCCUUCUUCCUUGUGAAUAGGCAAAAGGCAAAACAUGAUCCCUAUUGCCAUUCAGUCUCAGAGGAGUCCUGUUAAUGCUUCCCAUUCAGCUUCCUUAGAAGUUACCCAGGAUGAAGAACUCGCAAAGGUCUUGGAACAAGAUCCCUCGUUGGAAGAUCUUUGUAAGCCUCUGUCUUGUAAGCUGUGUAAUGUCACUCUAAACUCUGCACAGCAGGCUCAAGCUCACUAUCAGGGCAAAAAUCAUAACAAGAAGCUUCGCAAUUACUGUGCAUCGAGUAGCUGUCCUGCAUCAUCAAGAAUGAGUCAAACCGUGGAGAUGAUUUCGCCCCAAGCCGUAUCGUCAUUGAAUACAUCCUCCACAAAAGCAUGUGGGCGUGUAAUUCUUGCCACUGAGAAUGAUUACUGCAAAUUGUGUGAUGCUUCUUUCAGCUCCCCAGUUGUAGCCCAAGCUCACUACCAAGGAAAGAACCAUGCAAAAAGAUUACGCCUAGCCGAAACGCCUGCAAACUGUUUUAUGGAUUCAACUGAAUGUAAGAGAAAAACUCGAAAGGAAGGGAAUGAGCAUAAGGUGAUGGCAAUGCGAAGAAAUGCCUGCGCGGUUCAGAACAAUACAGGUCCAUAUUUCAAUCCUCGUUCUCGACAGAGAAUUCCCAGAGACCUAGCCAUGUGUGUCACUCCCAGUGGGCAGUUUUACUGUUCAAUGUGCAACGCAGGAGCCAGUGAAGAACUGGAGUUUCGGCAACACCUAGAGACAAAGCAGCACAAAAGCAAAGUCUCUGAGCAGCGAUACCGCAGUGAAAUGGAGAACUUGGGUUACAUGUAGUAAAAUGGUGGUGCCUUUGUUCCCUGAACACUCUUCUGGACAAGGACUAUAUAGGGCCAUUGAUGCUGUAAUUUCCGAAAGGCUUUUGCUGUGAUCAGUAAGGAAGGACAUUUGUUCAAUGCAGAGGACCAAACAUUUGUACAAGCUGCAGCAGAAGGUAUUUCCUAUUAAAAAGUACUUUCUAGCCUCA
This is a messenger RNA of Xenopus laevis (African clawed frog), 1211 nucleotides long. It is a transcript of the gene zmat3.L, whose product is annotated as zinc finger matrin-type 3 L homeolog. Gene Ontology annotation, molecular function: zinc ion binding; nucleic acid binding. The record is from RefSeq and is marked provisional. Lineage: Eukaryota; Metazoa; Chordata; Amphibia; Anura; Pipidae. Gene Ontology annotation, cellular component: nucleolus.